AUGAAGUUACCUAGAACAGUACGUAUAUCUCGCCGGGGACAACUGUCUGCCACAGAUGAAAUAUGUACCAUUCAUUCGUUUGAGGCCCUUUUCAAACCCAAAGGUGUUUCGAAAUUUUUAGAAAUAAGCAAGGGAAAUCGCGGGAAAUCUCCAUCGCAGUACGAAAGUUUGGGUCGAAGAGCGGCGUCCGGCAAGAGGAGGCGGUCAAGUGGCAUUCUCCUGCUAGCGGCAAAGGAGACUACGCGUCGUCCGAGGGGGAGAGCGAGAGGGUGUGAGGGCCUAGUGCUGCUUCUUCAGGGAAAAGCAGGUAGAACAAGGAUGAGGACUGCCAUUUGGGUGAUUUUGUGCUUCGGGCUGUGUGCUGGGCAAACGAAGGAGCCGUCCAUCACUAUUGAUCCCGAUGGAGAAAUCCCAGUGGUUGAAGGAUUUGGCGGGAACAUCGAUAUUGUGGAAGAAGACGAUGUCCUUGUUUUAACAAGGGACAAUUUCUUGCAUGUUGUAAAUCCAAAAGAUGUUAUACUUGUUGAGUUUUAUGCACCAUGGUGUGGCCACUGCAAGUCUCUAGCCCCAGAUUAUGCAGCUGCAGCACGUGAGUUAAAAGAGGAUGGUAUACAUCUUGCCAAGGUGGAUGCUACAAAGGAGACAGAACUUGCAAAGGAACACCUUGUGUCUGGUUAUCCAACAAUAAAACUGUUCAAGAAAGGUCAACCUGUUGAAGACUAUUCUGGAGCAAGGACAUCUCAAGCUAUUGUAGAGUACAUGCGCAUGCAUGCUGACCCUAACUAUCAGCCUCCACCCUCUGCUGUAAUGGUCCUAACUAGUGCUAACUUCUCAAAGACCAUUAAAUCCAAAGAACUCAUCCUUGUUGAAUUUUAUGCCCAAUGGUGCCGCCACUGCAAAGCGCUUGAACCAGAGUAUGAAGGAGCUGCCAAAGAGCUGUUGAAAGUUGGUAUCCCACUAGCAAAGGUAGAUGGCCCAGAGGAGAAGGAACUUGCUGAUGAAUAUGGAGUUUCUGGCUAUCCAACGCUUAUGGUAUUUCGAAAUGGGAGACGAUUUGACUUCAAAGGUCGGAGAGACUUAGAGGGAAUUAUAGAGUACAUGAAGGAACAAGCCAAGCUUCCAUCAAUGGAGAUAAAAUCGGUACUAGAAAUGCAAAAUAACAUGGCUCGAACAGAUGCUACCAUUAUUGGUUACUUCACUGAGAUGGGUGACAUGUUUGAAGAAUAUAUUGGAGCAGCUAAUGAGCUCAGAGGCAAACUUCCUUUCUACCACACAUUGGAGCCAUCAGUUGCUGAGCAUUUCAAGCUAAAGGACAAUUCCAUUACAGUUAUUAUGCCCGAGAUUUAUCAUUCCAAAUAUGAAGACCGUGUUUUCAGAUAUACCAAGACCACAGCAACAUAUAAGGAUAUUGGGCUGUGGAUAGCUAAGAAGAGUGUCCCAUUAGUUGGUCAGCGUACAAAGAGUAACAUGGACUUCAAAUAUGAAACUAGACCCUUGGUUGUGGUGUACUAUGAUGUUAAUUUUUCACAUCAGUAUGUUAAAGAUACACAGUUUAUUCGCAAUAAAGUCUUGCCUGUAGCAGAUGCAAAUAGAGAUAUCCUCUUUGCUAUUUCUGAUGAAGAGGAAUUUGAAGACGAGAUCAAGAGUCUAGGGUUGGAAGAUUCUGGUGAAUCUGUAAAUGUUGGACUGUUCUCAAGUAAAUUAAAGUAUCCUCUAGAACCUGAGGAUGAUUUUAGCUCAGAUGUAUUAAGUGAAUUUAUUGAUGAAUUUAAGGCUGGAAAACGAAAGCCAUUCCUGAAGUCUCAGCCCGUACCCAAGAAGCAGGAGGGCCCAGUGCGCAUCUUUGUGGCCAAGAACUUUGAAGAGGAAGUUAUGCAGUCAAAGAAGGACGUCCUCAUAGAAUUCUAUGCUCCAUGGUGUGGUCAUUGCAAGAAUUUAGAACCAGUUUAUAAAAAAUUAGCCAAGCAACUGUCAAAGAGUAAUGAAGAUGUUGUCGUGGGCAAGAUGGAUGCUACUGCCAAUGAUGUUUCUCCCCUGUUCAAAGUGUCUGGAUUCCCUACGAUCUAUUUCCUCAGGGCAAAUGAAAAGGAUAACCCAGUGCCAUUUACAGGAGAGCGUUCUCUGAAAAAAUUGAAGGAAUUUGUAGAGCAGGAGUCCUCCAUUUUUAAUUAUGAAGAUAAACAAGAGGGUAAUAUAAAAGAGGAACUCUAGUAUCUUAAGAAAACUGAAAGCUGAAUGAGUAUGGAGGACUAUUUUAUUGGAACUAGUACACAAAAUCCAAAAGUAGAAAGGAAUUCCAAA
Penaeus vannamei (Pacific white shrimp) is the source of this 2301-nucleotide messenger RNA. Lineage: Eukaryota; Metazoa; Arthropoda; Malacostraca; Decapoda; Penaeidae. The record is from RefSeq and is a predicted model, not a curated record.